AUGCGACUGCUCUGGUUGCUGCUGCCGCUUGCACCUUCGGUCUUUUCGAAACCCGCAAAUGAUACAGACUCUCUUUUGUGGGGCGCUUAUCGGCCGAAUCUUUACUUUGGUCUGAAGCCCAGAAUACCACAGUCUCUCAUGACCGGCCUGAUAUGGUUUGGAACUCAAGACUACCAGUCCUUUACACGCUCUCGCCAUGCUUGUGACCAAGGGGACGAGUUGGAUGGGUAUACGUGGACGAUGUACGACGCACGUGAUGGAGGUGUCCAGGUCCUGAAGGACAGCAAGAACAAUGUCAAGGUCACCACCGAGUUCCUCAAAAUACCAGGUGAUCUUCCCUCUCGCACGUCUUUCAUCUUCUAUUCGGGCCUUGAGGGACUUGGAGGCAUUGACAUGGAGACCCAGGAAGCAGAGAAUGGAAUAGAAGGCCCCAUCGAGUUUUCUGGCUCGACGCCAGAGCUCGACGAGUUCACCAUUCGUAUUGAGGAUGACCCCAAGAAUGCGGCAUUCAACGGCGGUCCAUUCGCCGAUGUCUUCAAAGACCGGAUCGGAAAGACGCAUUACGGAGGCUUCCGAGUCCCCCAAGACAACAUGUGGCAAGCGAAAGAGGUUAUUAUACAGGAUAUAUUGCAACGUGCUCGAGAUGCGCUUGCACCCUACCAGAACCCUGCAGGCGGGGCACCCGAUCCUUCUUUCAUACUGCAACUGAACGACGAAGCUCUGUCCAACAGCAACCUGUUUGCAGUACAGAAACUCUUUGAUGGUGAAUUCCAGUUUGAUGUAUUUUUCGAAAGCAAGAGUGCGAAACAAAAGUUAAAUGCUGCUACCCUGGAUGAGGGCAUGCAAGCUUUCACUAGUUCUUUUAACGAACGCUUCCAGUCGGUUUUCCCUGUCCCGCCUUCACCGAAAAAGGAGUCCAUUGAGUCCUUCUCCAAAGCCAUCACCUCGAACCUGAUAGGUGGUGUUGGGUACUUCUACGGAAAAUCCAUAGUCGAUAAGUCAUUUGCGUACGAAUGGGACGAGGAUGAUAGUUUCUCUGCCGAAGGAGAUGCAGAGGAUAGCAAAGACAAAGGUGACGGAGGUGCUCAUCUGACAGAGCCCAAGGCCCUGUUGACCGCUACGCCGAGUCGAAGUUUCUUCCCUCGAGGAUUCUAUUGGGAUGAGGGUUUCCAUCUGAUGCAUAUCGGCGAAUGGGACAAUGAUUUGAGCUUGGAAAUUUUGAAAGACUGGAUCAAUCUCAUUGACGAAGAUGGCUGGGUUGCCCGGGAGCAAAUCCUUGGAGAGGAAGCACGAAGCAAAGUUCCACCUGAGUUCCAGACCCAAGUCCCAAGCUUUGCCAACCCCCCUACUCUGGCCAUGGCAGUCACCGCAUUCAUUGGUCGCCUUAAAGCCACAGGGGGCCCCAGCGAUAAGGAUCUUGGUAUAGACUUCGGCAUGGCUGACACGCAGAUACCUCUUUCCUCUCCAAGGGUAGCUGGAAGCCGUUAUUUGGAGGAUCCUGAGUUAGCCUUGUCGUACCUGAAAUCCAUCUACAAACCCCUCAAACGCCACUACGAUUGGUUCAGGCGCACACAGCGCGGCCAGCUGAAACAGUAUUCACGUAAGGCGCGUUCGCGCACUGAAGCCUACCGCUGGAGAGGCAGGUCUGAACAGCACGUCCUGACAAGUGGCAUGGACGACUACCCCAGAGGCCCGCCCCACGCGGGUGAGCUGCAUCUGGAUCUCAUUUCGUGGAUGGGCUUCUUUUCCAGAACAAUGAAGGAGAUUGCCGAGUUCGUCGGCGAAGAGGAGGAUGCGAGCUACUUUGACGAGGUUGCAAAUGCUGUGAUUGGCAACAUUGACGACUUGCAUUGGAACAAAGAGGAAAAGAUGUACUGUGAUGUCAAUGUGAACGAUGAUGAUGAAUCAUAUCAUGUCUGUCACAGAGGAUACCUAUCUCUGUUCCCAUUCCUUUUGUCCCUGGUGUCACCUGACUCGCCACAUCUCGGCGCGAUCCUCGACUUGCUGCGCGAUCCUGAGCAUCUUUGGUCGCCCUAUGGCCUGCGGAGCUUAUCCGCAUCUCAUCCUGACUUUGGUCAAGGAGAGAACUACUGGAAGGGGCCGAUAUGGAUCCAGAUGAACUACCUAGCCCUGAGAGCAUUGCACAAGACGUAUGCCGCACAAGAAGGUCCAUAUCAGGAUACGGCCAAGAAGGUUUACUCGGAACUGCGCCAUAAUAUCGUUGACAACGUUCAUAAGGAAUACGAGCGGACAGGGUACGUAUGGGAACAAUAUGAUGCCAAAACAGGAGAGGGAAGGAGAAGCCACCCCUUCACUGGAUGGACAUCAUUGGUGACCUUAAUUAUCUCGGAGAAGUACUGAGGUGUUGUACUCAUCUCUGCGAGUUGCCUGCAAAUAUUAUAUCUGCCUUGAGCAUCUAUCUGG
Molecule: messenger RNA, 2424 nt
Organism: Heterobasidion irregulare TC 32-1
Lineage: Eukaryota; Fungi; Basidiomycota; Agaricomycetes; Russulales; Bondarzewiaceae
Product: glycoside hydrolase family 63 protein
Exons: 16
Coding region: 1-2361 (786 amino acids)
Biological process (GO): protein N-linked glycosylation; oligosaccharide metabolic process
Cellular component (GO): endoplasmic reticulum membrane
Molecular function (GO): Glc3Man9GlcNAc2 oligosaccharide glucosidase activity
Source: RefSeq, a predicted model, not a curated record